GCAAAAGCGUCUUAUAUUAUGAUACAUAAGGAGUACGUGAUACAAACAUCACUCUCAAACCGGCAAAACCUCCACAAAAUUCUCUCAACCAGACAAACGGCAUCGCCUCCCGCACCAGCACUCUAUCGUGCCGUCACUAUACAAGGCCACUGGCCAACCUCCUGCCUGAGCACACCACCCAGUACUGUACGUACUAUCGCAGGUCAAACAACCAUGCAGAGCGAGGUUUGGCUGCUAUGGGCAACGCUCGCCGCUGCGCUCCUCUACUACCUGACCGCAGCCCGCCGCGGGGGCACCGGGGGGCGGCAGCCUCCGGGCCCGACGCCGCUCCCGGUCCUCGGCAACCUGCUCGAUGUAGGGGGCAAUCUGCACCACACGCUGGCGCGCCUGGCCCGCGCCCACGGCCCCUUUAUGAAGCUCAAGCUGGGCCUGGUCACCACCGUGGUGGUCUCCUCCCGUGACGCCGCGCGGGAGGCCUACACCAGGUACGACCGCCACCUGGCCGCGCGCGCGGCCCCGAACGCCGCCAACGCGGUUGGCAACUCCGGGUGGUCCAUGAUCUGGCUGCCCAGCUCUGACCCGCUCUCGAAGACGCUGCGCGGCAUCGUGGCCUCGCACAUAUUCUCACCGCGUGGCCUCACCACGGCGCGCGGCGUGCGCGAGCGCAAGGUGCACGACAUGGCGGGCUACUUCCGCCGCCGUGCGGGGGAGGAGGUGGACGACAGGCAGGCCGUGUACGGCAGCGUGCUGAACCUCGUGUCCAGCGCCUUCUUCUCUGUCGACGUGGCGGACGUGGGCGGCGAGUCCGCCAGUGGGCUGCGGGAGGUCGUGGAGGACAUCAUCGCGGCGUUCGCCAAACCCAACAUCUCCGACAUCUUCCCUUUCCUUCGGCCGCUCGACCUGCAGGGCUGGUGUCGCUGGGCAGGCGCCCGCUACCAGAAGGUCUUUGGCAUACUUGACGGCAUAAUCGACCGCCGUCUUGCAGAUGCCCAGACGUCCACGGGCGAGCACGCGCAUGGCAACUUCCUGGACUCGCUGCUGGAGCUCGUUUCUGCGGGCAAGAUUGGUCGCGACAAGGUGACGGUCAUACUGUUCGACGUGUUCGCGGCCGGGACCGACAUGAUGGCCAUCACGGUGGAGUGGGCGAUGGCCGAGCUACUUCGGCACCCGCGCGCCAUGGCCAAGGUGCACGCGGAGAUGGAGGACAUCCUCGGAGGCAAGGACACGGACACCCUCGAGGAGCCCGACGCGGCGAACCUGCCGUACCUGCAGGCCGUGGUGAAGGAGGUGAUGCGGCUGCACCCGGUGGUGCCGAUCAUGCUACCGCACCAGGUGGCGGAGGACGGCAUGGAGAUCGGCGGCUUCGCGGUGCCCAAGGGCUCCAUGGUGAUCUUCAAUGUGUGGGCGAUCAUGCGGGACCCGGCAGCGUGGGAGAGGCCCGACGAGUUCGUACCAGAGAGGUUCCUGGACAAGGCCACGGCGGUGGACUUCCGUGGCAAGGACUACGAGUUCAUCCCGUUCGGGUCCGGCCGACGGCUGUGCCCUGGCCUACCGACGGCGGAGCGGGUCGUGCCGUUCGUGCUGGUGUCGAUGCUGCACGGGUCCGAGUGGCGGCUCUCGGACGGCGUGUGGGCCGACGAGCUGGACAUGACCGAGAAGUUCACCACCGUCAGCACGCUCACCGUGCCCCUCAGGGCCGUCCCCAUUGUGGUAAACUAGCUAGUUUUUUAGAACGAAACCUAGCUAGCUUCUAACCUUAUGUAUGCAUGCAAUCUUAUCUUGUAUCAUGCGGACGAGAAGCGCCUGCUUUACACUAUAUCGGAAAUCACGAGGUCUACACUAGCUGUUCAUGAAAAUUCAGUAGCCAUCGGUCAUCUGUGGCCGCUUUGGAUUUCCUGCCACUCGCCACUGCCUCAUCUGAUAUGUCGUCAAUAGGUUGGUUAAUAGCACAUCACAUCGCUCUAGAUCUUACAAGAUUUGGUGGAGUGUGUCACUCUCUAAGUUUCUUUAUCGAAAUUCAUUGGUGCGGUUAACUAUAUUAUUAUGAUUGAUGCCCCGAACGCA
Messenger RNA from Aegilops tauschii subsp. strangulata, 2064 nucleotides. RefSeq names its product cytochrome P450 76M5. Gene Ontology annotation, molecular function: heme binding; iron ion binding; monooxygenase activity. The record is from RefSeq and is a predicted model, not a curated record. Lineage: Eukaryota; Viridiplantae; Streptophyta; Magnoliopsida; Poales; Poaceae.